GUGGCAGAGCUCGCCAUCGCGGGCGCCCUGUGCUUCAUGAAACAGCCGCGCGCGGUGAUCUGGAUAGCCCUGGCGUUCGCCGCCCCCCUGCGACCGAAGGAGGCUUUCAAGCUGCGGCCCGACCAGCUGGUCAGGCCGUCGCCCGCGGCGGGCCCCCAGCGCGUCCACUGGGGGGUGCUGAUCAGCGCCUUUGGCGGGGGGGCCGGCAAGACGGGCGAACGGGGCGGCCCCGUGCUGGCGGAUCUGGACCAUUGGCUGCUGGAGGCCCGAGAGGCCCUGAACGGGGCGACCGCGGGGCAGCCAAGCGCGCGGGGCUUCGAGCCGGCGGGGCUUCGCAAGCUCUUCAGCCGGCGCGCAGGGCCCCUGGAUUUGCGGUCUCUCAGGCCCCACAUGCACAGCAUGGGGCGCGGCGGGGCGUCGGGCGACUUGGCCGCCAAGAGGCGGGCCAUGGCAGAGGUCGAGCGCCGCGGACAGCGGCGGGGCCAGCGCAGCCUCCGGGGCUGGCGCCUGCUCAUGGAGAUGGCCAAGGCGCCGCGGGCGGUGUAUUCGUUCGGCCAGUUG
This is a messenger RNA of Prorocentrum cordatum, 561 nucleotides long. The record is from the annotation of a GenBank genome assembly. Lineage: Eukaryota; Dinophyceae; Prorocentrales; Prorocentraceae.